This is a messenger RNA of Juglans microcarpa x Juglans regia, 510 nucleotides long. RefSeq names its product cyclic nucleotide-gated ion channel 1-like. The transcript has a single exon. Bases 1 to 510 code for a protein of 169 amino acids. The record is from RefSeq and is a predicted model, not a curated record. Lineage: Eukaryota; Viridiplantae; Streptophyta; Magnoliopsida; Fagales; Juglandaceae.
AUGCUCCGAACAAAAAGUGAAAAGCUGUUGCAAUUGAUCUGCGACAGCCUCAGGCCAGUGUACUACAACGAGCGCACCUACAUUGUUCGGGAGGGAGAACCACUUGAUGCAAUGAUUUUCAUCACGCAAGGCAUUGUAUGGAACUUCACAACCAGUGUCAGGGCUACUGACGGAACUGUCUCCUUAAGUGCAGGGUGUAUUGAAAGUGGCCAUUUCUUUGGAGAAGAACUUCUAGAGUGGGGGUUCGGAGGUUACUACUCCAUACCAAGCCUUUUCAACCCUCCAGUCUCUACCAAGACUUUCAAAACCCAUACAAAAGUUGAAGCCUUUGCUCUAAUGGCAAAAGACUUGCAGACACUUUCCAAGCGGCCGACGGAAGCAGCAUGUGCUUUACAAGCAGCUUGGCGACGCUUUCAUGAAAAGAAGACUACUAUUGAAACGGACACCAUGUUGGCAAAGAAACCAAUAACUACCCGUCGUGCUCCACGCGCUUCAGGAUUGGAUUUCUAA